GGACCGUUGAUUGGUUGCUCCGUGAGUGCGGGCUGGAGGCUCGCCAGGGCACUGGCUGAUCUGGAAACAGUCGGCGCAGUUUCAGCACGAACAAAUAACUGGUCGACAGCCAGGUCUCUGCAGUCAUCAAGCGUCUGAUUUUGCAACGCCCCUCUUUUGGGAAGGGGAUGGUCGGUUUUUAAGCCGAUAAGGCGAGUGGACCCUUUCCAGUGUGUUUUGCGGGAAAAGUGAAACUGCAUCUGCGAGGACUGGAUGUCCGAAACCAGCUGAGGAAAAGCGCAACAUCAAGUGCAUAGAAUAAAAUAAACACCUCUAAGAAGAGCCGGAUAAGAUGGCGUCGGCCAAUGAAACCCGUCAUCAGACACAGGUGCAGAAGGAUGUAGCCGAUCAGAAUUUUGACUACAUGUUCAAGCUCCUCAUCAUUGGCAACAGCAGCGUUGGAAAAACUAGUUUUCUGUUCCGUUACGCUGAUGACUCCUUCACCUCUGCGUUUGUUAGCACGGUCGGCAUCGACUUCAAAGUCAAAACUGUUUACCGCAAUGAGAAACGAGUCAAGCUGCAAAUAUGGGACACAGCAGGGCAGGAGAGGUACCGCACUAUCACCACAGCGUACUACAGAGGGGCCAUGGGCUUCCUGCUAAUGUAUGACAUCACUAACCAAGAAUCCUUCUACGCUGUGCAAGACUGGGCGACUCAGAUUAAAACGUACUCAUGGGACAACGCUCAGGUGAUUCUGGUGGGGAACAAAUGUGAUCUGGAGGACGACAGGCUGAUGUCCAGGGAGGACGGACAGAGACUGGCUAAUGAGCUAGGCUUCCAGUUUUUCGAGGCCAGUGCAAAAGACAACAUUAACGUCAAGCAGGUGUUUGAGCGGCUGGUUGACAUCAUCUGUGACAAAAUGAACGAGAGUUUGGAUGGAGACCCGAGCAUGUUAAUCAAUCACAAAGGCCCGAGUCUGCAAGACACGCCCCCUGAUGGACAGAGCAGCUGUGGAUGUUAAUGAUCAUCUCUCAACAAACACUCAUACUUGAAGGCAAACAUUCACACACAUGCACUCACUCACUCCCUCUCUCUCUUACACACGUACACCAGAAGAGAGACUCUUUCACAAGUGUACUGCCAAUAUAUAGUAUGAAAUGCCAACCAAACAGUAAGAAUAUGGCAUAGUCACCUUAUGCUUUACAUCAGUUACAUAAACAGGCCCCUCAGGGAUUAAUUGAAAUGGGAUGGGUUUAUCUCAAUGUGAUGUGAGGCUGCCAAUACACUGAACUGUGAUAUCAUGAGGAGAACUAACCCAGCCGGGAAAAUACUGCAUGAAACUGCAGGAAUCAGAAAUUCACAUGCCAAAAAUCUCAGCUUUUUAGGAAAGUUUCAAAUUACUCCAGUGCCUGUUUACAACAUGUUCAGAUAAAAUGCAUCUGGCUGUCAUUGUGAAGUAGCUUUGGUUAUUUUAAUGGAUGCAAGAUCAUGUUUUACUUCAAUAUAGGUGAUAAAGCAUUUUAGGACUGCUCUAGAAAUAUCCGGUCCGUAUGACUUUGUUACUUGUUUCAAAGUAUGUACUUAAGUCAGAUUAUAUUGUUCUUGCCAUUUGCUUUGAAUGCAAUAAAUUUGCUUCCCUGUGGACACUAAA
This is a messenger RNA of Carassius gibelio (silver crucian carp), 1630 nucleotides long. RefSeq names its product GTP-binding protein Rab-3D. Gene Ontology annotation, molecular function: GTPase activity; GTP binding. Lineage: Eukaryota; Metazoa; Chordata; Actinopteri; Cypriniformes; Cyprinidae. Bases 332 to 1000 code for a protein of 222 amino acids. Gene Ontology annotation, cellular component: synaptic vesicle; plasma membrane; endosome. The transcript has 5 exons. Gene Ontology annotation, biological process: protein secretion; protein localization to plasma membrane; regulation of exocytosis. The record is from RefSeq and is a predicted model, not a curated record.